CGGAUCAAAACGUUUUGAAGACCAAACCUACCUUUCAUCCAGAAAAAUGGCGACGGCAAGACCCACGUUAAGUUCGGCAGUACAAUAUGUCCAGAUUGACGGACUUGUGGUGCUGAAGGUGAUCAAACACUGCCAAGAGGAGGGUGCAGGGGGCACUGACUUGGUACAGGGAGUGUUACUGGGACUGGUAGUGGAGAACCGACUAGAGAUCACCAACUGCUUCCCUUUCCCCAGACAUAAUGAGGAUGAAGACUUUGAUGAAGUCCAGUACCAGAUGGAGAUGAUGAGGAAUCUUCGCCAUGUCAACAUUGACCAUCUCCACGUGGGCUGGUACCAGAGCACUUACUUUGGUUCCUUUAUCAACCGACUGUUCCUGGACUCACAGUACAACUACCAAAACUCCAUAGAGGAGUCGGUCGUCCUCAUCUACGACCCAUUAAGGACCACAAAGGGCUACCUGUCACUGAAGGCAUACAGACUAACCAAGGACAUGAUGGACUUCUACAGGAAGGAGGACUUCACUCCAGACAGUCUCCGCGAUGCAGGCAUCAGCUUCAAAAAUAUGCUUGAAGAAAUCCCAGUCAUUAUAAGGAAUUCCCACCUUUGUAACAGCCUUCUUUGUGAGGUUGAUCAGAGCCUCGUUGCGAGUCAGAAAUUUAACUUUCUUGACCUUGCCACAAGUUCCAUGCUGGAGAAGAACCUGCGUCAGUUGAUGGAAUCUGUGGAUGACGUGGCCAUGGAUGCUAACCGCUACCUCAAUUUCCAGAGACAGGCUGCGAAACAGAAGUUACAGAAAAGCCAAUACAUUCAGAAAAGGGCCUCGGAGAAUGCACAGCGAACACAGCACGGUGAGGCGCCACUUCCUGAAGAGGACAUCAACAGAUUGUUUAAACCGCUUCAGCCCAUGGAACGCCUCCACAGCCUCCUUCUGGCGGGGCAGAUUGACAACUAUUGUGCGCAAGUUGGAGACUUUGCAUCACAGAGCUUAGGCAAAUUGUUCCUGUCAGAGAGCUUGAAAAAUAAGCCGGCAGAUAAUUAGACAUUGAAUAUUGUCACCUACGAAUAACUUUCUACUCUGGAGAAAGGAUAAUCUUAAACACAUUGAUAAGACUUUUCAACAUCUGACCUUAUAAUGCCGUCGCCAUUUUAUACGCUCGAUAUUUCAAUACAGAAUGUAAAAGCUGCGAGAUGGAAAAUAAAUUAUUUCCAAAUGAAA
This is a messenger RNA of Mizuhopecten yessoensis (Yesso scallop), 1216 nucleotides long. RefSeq names its product eukaryotic translation initiation factor 3 subunit H-like. Gene Ontology annotation, molecular function: protein binding; metallopeptidase activity; translation initiation factor activity. The transcript is spliced from 6 exons. The coding region runs from base 47 to 1039 and encodes 330 amino acids. The record is from RefSeq and is a predicted model, not a curated record. Lineage: Eukaryota; Metazoa; Mollusca; Bivalvia; Pectinida; Pectinidae. Gene Ontology annotation, cellular component: cytosol; eukaryotic translation initiation factor 3 complex; eukaryotic 43S preinitiation complex.